Messenger RNA from Rhagoletis pomonella (apple maggot), 720 nucleotides. Its product is annotated as E3 ubiquitin-protein ligase listerin-like. Bases 214 to 519 code for a protein of 101 amino acids. Lineage: Eukaryota; Metazoa; Arthropoda; Insecta; Diptera; Tephritidae. The transcript has 4 exons. The record is from RefSeq and is a predicted model, not a curated record.
GCAGCAAUUAUUCUUACGGAGGAAUUGUUCGCCUACUUUUUGAGUAGAGAUGUUCUAACACCUUACAUUAAUUUCUUGCAGUUUCAGUUACCUCAGCUGGGUUACAGAAGUAUAUCCGUACAAAAUAUUUCUGUCUGUGCGAAGUCAACCAACGUUUGGAUAAAAUCUGCGUCACUGUGCUGCUUCGUAGCUAAUUUUUUUAAAUCCAACGUAAUGGAAAUCGGCGAUAGAAAUGUAGCUACGCAAAUAUUGGGAUUUAUUCGAGAAAUGAGCGAAAAAUUAUAUACGGAUAAAAUAGCGAUAUGUGAUGUCGCAAUGGACGACCACGGAUCCGUAGUUGAAUUGGUUGAAUACAUCCGACUGCUAACUGAAGUUAUAAGAAAUAUGCCGUGGUGUUUAAAGUGCAAAGACUGGGAUAUUGUUAUUAUUGGAUUGAGUUCAUGGGUACCUAGGGUACUUAAUUCAAUCGAGAAGUUCGCGGACUUGAAGGCUAUUUGCUACUUUCGUGCAACUUAUUAGAACCGAAAAAAAAUGCAGUUCUACUCUAUUAAUACAAAAAACUAUUAAUGAAUGGGAAUACUUAUUUGAAAAGGAUGUAACUUGCGGUAUAUUUAAUACGUUCUACAGUCUUCUACAAACACAAGGUAAAUAACAUUUAGAAAUAUAAUUUAAUGUCUAGAUAAAUAUUGGCAAUUCAAAGUUAUCACAAUUCAUGAAAAU